UGAUGAUUUGCACGAUGGUGGUCGGUCAGAAGAGAUCAGCACCGAGACGAGCACGGUAAUCAUCCGCGGCGUCCCCGCUGUGGUCGGUACUGCUCGGGCCGUGCCCUCGCCCGUAGCACCUGCCGCCCAUGCCCGUGUCGUGAAUCAAGAUCAAGAUUACAGAGCAUCGAUAGCGACGUAUUCAGAGAACCCGUUCGAGGAUGUGACCCUGGAAAGGGAUUAUAAUCCUGAACGGGAUUCGUCCGUGUAUGCUGGUGUUGUCGACUUGGAGACCGUUGAUGGUCAUAGCAGCUCAACUCUUGCUUUCCCUGCACCGCCGAGGCCUGGUCGAGGGUCUCCUGAUGUCUGA
Acaulospora colombiana is the source of this 349-nucleotide messenger RNA. The record is from the annotation of a GenBank genome assembly. Lineage: Eukaryota; Fungi; Glomeromycota; Glomeromycetes; Diversisporales; Acaulosporaceae.